Vanessa tameamea is the source of this 1068-nucleotide messenger RNA. RefSeq names its product ubiquinol-cytochrome-c reductase complex assembly factor 1 (gene Uqcc1). The record is from RefSeq and is a predicted model, not a curated record. Gene Ontology annotation, biological process: mitochondrial respiratory chain complex III assembly. NCBI's taxonomy places the organism in Eukaryota, Metazoa, Arthropoda, Insecta, Lepidoptera, Nymphalidae. Bases 260 to 1009 code for a protein of 249 amino acids. Gene Ontology annotation, cellular component: mitochondrion. The transcript is spliced from 5 exons.
UAUCUACUUGCUUAUGUUAGUUCAUAAGUACUUGUAAUAAAGUCUAAAAUAUCUUGCAGAAAUUUUAAAAAAUAGUCCGUCUUCAUUACAAUUUCAAGUUUGUUUAUAUUUUAGAUGUUAAAAUAAUUAAUAAUUAAGGAAAGAAAAAUAUAUUCUAUAUUAAUAUUAAACAACUUUCUUUAAUAGUUCUAAAGUUACAACAUGGUACAUGUAGUAUAAAACAAAAGUAUUUUAUUGGCGAUAAAUUGUGUAAGAUAUAAUGUUUCGAAAUCGAAUUUUAACACGAAUAUUGUGGCGACAUGGAGCAAUUAGUAAAAUCGAUUAUGCAAGACCUAGUGCAAUUCGUUUGUGUACGAAUUCAAUAAAUAUGAGAGAACAAGGCACAGUAGCGCUCAAGGAAAGUUAUAUUAAGAAAUUUAUGAAUGCUGUAGGAUGGAUGGACCAAGAUAGGACACGUUUAAAGUUAACGGGAUACUUUCUAUAUGAAUGUGUGCCUGUCAAAGUCGCAUACAAUGAAUGGUUUGAGAUUCUAGAACUCCCAGACACAUUUGCAUCCUGGUUUAUAAUAACUGAACUUCAUGUGUGGUUAUUGCUUGUACGUUAUAUGGCAGAAGAUGUAACUUCCUUAAGUGGUCAAAAAAAUAAGUAUGUUAAAGGAGAUGGACAUUUUGUCAGAAAUUGUAUAAUAGAAGCACUAUGGGCUGAUGUUGCAAAUAGAAUUAAAUUAUUAGAGGGAGCAAAUCCAGCAAUAGCAAGAAAGCAAGUAACAGAACUAUCUGAACAGUUUCAAGCUGCAUUAGUUGGGUAUGAUGAAGGACUUAGUGAUGACAAAAUAUUGGCUGCAGCUAUUUGGAGGAGGUUCUAUUCACUGUCUGAAGACACAAAAGCAGAGAACAUUGUCAAAAUUGUUCACUUUACAAGACAUCAGUUGUCUGAAUUAGAUAAAAUUUCUAGUGAAAAUUUGAGAUGGAAACCCGAAGUUAACUGGUUGAAUAUAAUGAAACAUUAAAAUUAAUAUUGGUUGUUAAAACAGUUGUUGAAGUUUGUUAUAAAGUAAGUGAAGCUAUA